GUGGCACGGUACCUGAUGUUACCGUACGCUGUGAGAUUUGACGUUGGUGAUUCGAUGGCUGAAGCUGUUAAGCUAUUCACAGGAUUCCAAAGCGACUGUGCUCAAACAACAACUGGUGUUGAUAAAUGCUCCAAGUAA
Molecule: messenger RNA, 138 nt
Organism: Anisakis simplex (herring worm)
Lineage: Eukaryota; Metazoa; Nematoda; Chromadorea; Rhabditida; Anisakidae
Source: the annotation of a GenBank genome assembly